Molecule: messenger RNA, 6213 nt
Organism: Nymphaea colorata (pocket water lily)
Lineage: Eukaryota; Viridiplantae; Streptophyta; Magnoliopsida; Nymphaeales; Nymphaeaceae
Product: mediator of RNA polymerase II transcription subunit 14
Exons: 8
Coding region: 190-5739 (1849 amino acids)
Biological process (GO): regulation of transcription by RNA polymerase II
Cellular component (GO): core mediator complex; mediator complex
Molecular function (GO): transcription coregulator activity
Source: RefSeq, a predicted model, not a curated record
UCGCUCGUUCGUUAUAGAGGGUGGGGGGGCGCGAUUUUGCCCUCUUUUUCUCUUCCUCGUCGGGAAUUGAUGAACACCGCCCUAGGGCAGCGCCGAAAGAAAGACGGAUUCCUGCCCUAGGGAGCGGCAGCUUUCAUGAUCGAACUGGAAUAGGUGGCCGGAGUGCCAGGAGUGUGGCCGGUGGAGGAGAUGGCGGGCUUAGGUCAGCAGACGGUGGAAUUCUCCACGCUGGUCCGACGUGCCGCGGAGGACUCCUUCCUCUCGCUCAAGGAGCUCGUGGAGAGGUCGGCGGGGCAGUCCGACUCGGAGAAGAAGAUCAGCCUGCUCAAGUACAUCAACCGGACGCGGCAGCGCAUGCUCCGCCUCCACGUCCUCGCGAAGUGGUGCCAGCAGAUCCCGUUGGUCCAAUAUUGUCAACAACUUGCAUCAACUCUUUCAAGUCAUGAUACUUGCUUUACCCAAGCUGCAGAUUAUUUGUUCUUCACACAUGAAGGAUUGCAACAAGCCCGUGCCCCUAUAUAUGAUGUUCCAUCAGCUAUUGAAGUUCUUCUUACUGGAACGUAUCAGCGUUUGCCAAAAUGCAUUGAGGAUAUUGGCAAACAAAUUGUGCUUCCUGAGGAGCAGAAAAAACCUGCUUUGCUAAAGUUAGACACACUUCUGAGGUCAAAAUUACUGGAGUUAUUGCUGCCAAAGGAAAUUUCUAAAGUUACAGUAUCUAAUGGGACUGCACAACUUUGUGUUGAUGGAGAAUUUAGGGUGAUGCUUACUCUGGGAUAUCGAGGAUAUCUAUCGAUGUGGAGGAUAUUGCAUUUGGAGCUUCUUGUAGGUGACAAAAAUGGGCUUGUUAAGUUUGAGGAAUCGCGUAGAUAUGCUUUUGGUGAUGAGUUGGAGCGCAGAAUGGCUGCUGCAGAGAAUCCAUUUAUGACAUUAUACUCUAUCCUUCAUGAAUUCUGUAUUACACUUGUGAUGGACACCAAUAUAAGACAACUCCAAAUACUUCGACAGAGUAGGUGGAAAGAUGCAAUUCGCUUUGAUCUCAUCUCUGAUGGAGCAGGAGGACUAGGUGGGCAUGUUCAGUUACCUCAGGAUGCCGAACCUGAAUCAGCUACUUCAGGCCAAAGAACCCCUGGUUUAAGAAUUAUGUACUGGUUAGAUCCUGAUAGAAGUAGUGGGGGGACUGAUUCAAGUUUAUCACCUUUCAUUAAGAUUGAGCCUGGCCAAGAUCUGCAGAUAAGAUGUUCUCAUAGCACCUUUGUCAUUGACCCCAUGACAGGGAAUGAAGCAGAGUUCUCACUUGAUCAAAAUUGCAUUGAUGUAGAGCAAUUGCUGUUAAGGGCUAUUACCUGCAACAGGCAUACGCGCUUGCUUGAAGUUCAUAAAGAGCUUAGCAAUAAUAGUCAAAUUUGUCAGACUGCCGGUGAUGUUACACUUAGAUGCUUGUCUGAUGAAUCUCAGGCAGACUUAUCAAAGGGUAAUUAUAAGUUUGAUGUCGUGGACUGUGGGGAGGAAGUAUUGUGUGUUCGGGCUUAUGGAUCAUCAUAUAUUACUCUGGGAGUAAACAUCAGGAAUGGCUCUUAUGUACUUCGAUCUUCAAAAAACAUUAUUUCAUCAAGUGCAUUGUUAGAGUGUGAAGAAGCAUUAAACCAAGGGAGCAUGACUGCGUCUGAAGUCUUUAUGGCUUUGAGGAAUAAGAGUAUUUUGCACUUGUUUGCAUCAAUGGGCAGAUUCCUAGGCCUUAAGGUGUAUGAAUGGGGCUUUUCAGUUGCUAAGUUGGCCAAGAUCAUCACCUCUGGAUCAGAUUUGUUACUAAUGGGGUUUCCUCAAUGUGGAAGCUCCUAUUAUCUGCUGAUGCAGCUAGAUAAAGGUUUCAAACCACUAUUUACACUUCUGGAGUCACAUGAAGAUUCAUCUGGGACUUCUGGUGUAGUUGGUGAUAUUGGCAGUAUCAAGCGCUUCAAGAAAAUUGACAUAAGCAAGAUGCAUUUGGCAGAUGAUGAGGUGACCUUGAAUCUUCUGGACUGGGAAAAGUUAAAUAUUUCUCCGAAAGAUGUUGCUAUAAGAGAUUCUUCAGAACAUGGACUUUCUACUGAUUUUUCACAUGAAGGUUCUAUUCAGACUAUUGGUUGUAAGCAGUCGACCUUUGCAUCCGUUGUUGAUGAGGUGUUUGAAAUUGAAAAAGGUGCAUCAUUACCUCUUUCUUUACCGAAUAAGAGUCAAAUCUCAUCCGUGACUACACCAUCUAGUUCUCCUCUUUGUUCAAGUCAAUUUACCUACCAAGGAAUGAAAGUAGGGUUAACCUCCUCAAAGUCUGAUGGAGGCGUACAGGUUCCACAAGCUAAUUUUUCCAAAUUUUCUGCGGGGGUCCUGCCAAUGAGUAAUGCUUCCUAUGCUCCAAACAGUAUGAAGAACAUGCUUCAUGGUUCUGCAAUAAAUUCUUUUUCUUCAACUGGCCCUGUAAGAAGCCCACCUGUUCCAAAACCAUCACUGCCAAAAUCUGAUAUAGAUUCUUUAUCAUUUAGAUCACCAACCCAUGCUGUUGAUGCUAGUCUCUACUCUGCAAUGGAUGAAGAUCCAUUAAAAGGACUUAAUGAAAUCCCAAAGGAGCUAAAUGCUUUGGUUUCUGGAGGUAGGGCCAGUCAUUUGGUACCUUCUGCUCGAGCAACAUCCCGAGGUUCCACUGUGACUGCAAAAUCCAGCGGGCCGAGAAGUUCAGUUCCCACUAGUUCAGUUGGUUCUCCUAUGAGAAGUUCUGGAUCCAGCUCAAGAAUGGCAUCUCCCACAUGUCAGACACCAGAAUCUGGAACACCUCAUAGCCCCACUUCUGAUGCAACCACAAGAAAUGAGAAAAAUCUUCGAAAGCGUUCUAUUUCAGCAAUAUUAACCAGCAUUCCUUCAUUACAUGACUUGACAACUCUAUCUGGACCACACAAAAGACUGAAGAUAUCCGAGUCCGUCAGCUCACUUCAUGCUGCUUCACCAGAUACUUGUUCUUUUUUGUUGUCAUCUAAAUCAGAGUCUUGCUCUUAUGGGAAUUUGUUAGCCAAAGCAAAUCAUGGGCAUGCACCUUCUAGUGUAUAUUUUGCGGUCCUCCUCCAUGUUGUGCGUCACUGUUCUCUCAGUAUUAAGCAUGCCAGACUUACUAGCCAGAUGGAUGCUCUUGACAUCUCUUAUGUAGAGGAAGUUGGGCUGAGGAACCCAUCCUGUAACUUAUGGUUCCGGUUGCCACUAUCUGGUGAUAAUUCAUGGCAGCGUAUAUGCUUGCGUCUUGGUAGGCCUGGAACCAUGUGCUGGGAUGUUAAAGUUAGUGACGAGCAUUUCAGGGACCUGUGGGAGCUUCAGAAAGGAAAUACUAGUACUCCAUGGGGAUCUGGAGUUCGAAUUGCAAAUGCAUCUGAUAUAGAUUCUCAUAUUCGUUAUGAUUCAGAAGGUGUGGUGCUCUGUUACAAGGUUGUUGAGGAAUCAAGUAUUCAAAAACUGGUGGAGGAUUUAAAACGGCUUUCUAAUGCACGCUUAUUUGCACUUGGCAUGCGGAAAGUACUAGGUGUAAGAAUAGAGGAGAAGCCAGAUGAUGCUCAUGGAGGUUCUGAGGAUAAAGGACAGACUGCGGGAAAGGGCACAGUUGAUGUUGCUGAUAAAGUAUCUGAUCAAUUGAAGAAGUCCUUUAGGAUUGAAGCUGUUGGUCUAAUGAGUCUGUGGUUUAGUUACUUUGGUUCAAUGCCUGGAAUAGUGGUACGUUUUGUUGUUGAAUGGGAAACAGGUAAAAAGGGAUGUACUAUGCAUGUUUCGCCUGACCAGCUGUGGCCUCAUAGCAAGUUCUUAGAGGAUUUCAUCAAUGGAGGUGAGGUAUCUUCUCUUUUAGACUGUAUUCGCCUCACUGCUGGGCCUUUGCUUGCUCUUGCUGGUGCAAUACGACCUGCACGUAUGGUUGGUCCUGGUUCUCCUGCAGUCCACGCCACAACAGUUAGCAUGCCUACAGUCCCUAGACAAAACGCUAUUUUAUCAUCUCAAGGAUUACUUCCAGGAGGUUUGUCUUCAAAUGUGAACCAGCCACAAGGUUCUGCAGCUGCGAAUCCUGUUGGAGGCACAUCUACAAUGGGAUCCACUGGCAGCCAUGGUCCUCAUAACACUGCCAUGCUCUCUGCUGCUGGAAGAGGUGGACCUGGAAUAGUUCCUAGCUCACUGUUGCCUACAGAUGUAGCUGUUGUGCUGAGGGGUCCUUACUGGAUACGUAUCCUCUACCGUAAAAUUUUUGCAGUUGAUAUGCGUUGCUUCGCUGGUGAUCAAGUCUGGUUACAGCCAGCAACACCUCCAAAGGGUGGUCCUACUGCUGGUGGAUCCUUCCCUUGUCCACAAUUUCGGCCAUUCAUAAUGGAGCAUGUUGCUCAAGGGUUGAACAAUUUUGAUACCAACUUUAGUGGGGGAGCACCAAAUGUGAUUGGUUCCAUGAAUUCAAGCACUACAAAUCCAAGCUUAAGUUCUGUGGCUUCACAGCCCACUGCCACCACUGGUAGCCGAGUCAACACAGUCACUUCUCUUGGAUUUCCUAGGUCUGGUACGAUGAUUGGAAACCAGGGGGUUAGUUUGAACCGAAUAGGCAACAGCCUGCUUGGAGCUUCAAACUUGGGUGCGACAAACUCAGGCUUGCCAGUACGCCUUCCAUCUGGGACUACAGUCCCGGCUCAAGUUAGAGGAGAACUAAGUAGCGCUGCUUUCAUUGGUCUUGGAGAUGAUGGUGGCUAUGGAGGAGGGUGGGUUCCUCUUGCUGCUCUGAAAAAGGUCUUGAGAAAUAUCCUGAAAUAUUUUGGAGUCUUGUGGCUCUUUACUCAGUUACCUGACAUUAUUAAGGAAAUACUUGGAUCAAUCUUGAAAGAUAAUGAAGGAACACUCUUGAAUUUGGACCUGGAGCAACCAGCCUUAAGGUUCUUUGUGGGGGGUUAUGUUUUUGCUGUCAGUGUGCAUCGUAUGCAGCUUCUACUCCAAGUGCUUAGUGUCAAACGGUUUCACAAUCCACAGCAGCAGCAACAAAAUCACAAUGUGCAGGAGGAGCUCACUCCAUCUGAAAUAGCAGAAAUUUGUGACUACUUUAGCAGGCGUGUAGCAUCAGAGCCUUAUGAUGCAUCUCGUGUAGCUUCUUUUAUCACCUUACUAACACUUCCCGUUUCGGUUCUCCGUGAAUUCCUGAAGCUGAUAUCCUGGAAGAAAGGGUUGUUACAGGGGCAAUUUGGGGAUGCCGCUGGAAUGCAGAAGCCUCAAAUUGAGCUGUGCCUCGAGAGUCAUGGUGGUUUUUCUGCAGAUGAACACACAGAAAACUCUGGCCGCGGAGUGUCAAAAAGUAAUAUUCACUAUGACCGGGCACAUAGCUCUGUUGAUUUUGGCCUCACCCUGGUUUUGGAUCCAACUCAUGUACCACAUAUAAAUGCUGCUGGUGGUGCAGCUUGGCUUCCAUAUUGUGUAUCCAUUAGAUUGCGAUACACUUUUGGCGAGACAACACAAAUGUCUCUUCUGGGAAUGGAAGGGAGUCAUGGCGGGCGAGCUUGCUGGACACGCCUUGAAGACUGGGAGAGAUGCAAGCAGAGAGUAACAAGGGCAGUAGAGGUUUAUGGAAGUGGAAAUGCUGGUGUUGAUGGCAACCAGGGAAGAUUAAGAAUAAUAGCAGAGUUCUUGCUGCGGGCACUUCAAAACUCUCUGCAGCAACUAAGAGACGGUUCUGCUGCAAAUGUGACAUCUGCUGCAACAUGAAAUCACAGACCAGAAGAUGAAUAUUAUCCUGUAUUUUUUCACUGUUCACCAGUCAUGCUGCAGGCACUAAACGUUAGAUCCCAAUUAUCUCUUUUCACGAUUCGUCAGUUCUUCUGGAAUACAUUUGCAGCGGACUAUGGAUGUAUAAUAAAGUCGCUGUUUUCCAGCGUCAGCUAAAACUGGAAGAUUGAGGGCACCCCUAACAAAAAGGUAAGAGUUGAAUUGGGUGGAAGUCGGUCGUAGGAUGUACAGAGAUGAUGGUGAAAGGCAAGGGUUUUUGUAAAAUUGGUUGGAAUUAUUUACAGAUGUACAGUGACUGAUGUAAUAGUACUUGGAUGCAGUAGAUUCAUAGAGGAAUUCGUGUUGAAAAUUUUGAGCACUGCCCUCUGGUUCAAGAUGUACGUGCAAAUUGGUGACUAGUGAGGCUUGUAUGUGGUUUCCAGCCUUAAUAAUUAAGGUGGUUUAUAUUCUCUC